Fusarium sp. VM40 is the source of this 762-nucleotide messenger RNA. Lineage: Eukaryota; Fungi; Ascomycota; Sordariomycetes; Hypocreales; Nectriaceae. The record is from the annotation of a GenBank genome assembly.
AUGACUUCUUAUCGUCCGUCCCAUUUGCCUCCCUCUCUCUCCCCUUCACCUGAGCGUCGAGGCGUUCACAGCCAUUCUCCUGACCCAAACCAUCAGCGGACCAGCGAUGAGGAACGUCGAUCAGUGAGAACAAGGCACAAAGAGCGUCAAGAUAACCGGAACGAUGACUCCAUGUACUACCCUUGGGGAGAUGUUCCCCAUGUCUCUGAACGAGUGCGUGGGGGUGAUACUCGCCCACAGAGUCAGGUGCCGCGAUCACAAAACACGCCCCAGCUAUUGUUACAGAUGCUUUCCUCACAUGAGAACCAACCACUUCAAUCUGAGGCGGAGCUAGAAUAUGAAUUCUACCAGAUGUCGCCUGGUAUGCGAUUUCAGGCUUCAUCUGGGAACACGGUUGGUCCAUUCCACGACAAUGACGAGUUUGAAUGGCCCGCGACAGAUGAAGCAGGACUUGCCCACACAGGAUCAUGGUGCCACUUGGCAUCCAUAGAUUUGAUUCAAGAAAGAUGGGAGUUUCCCGACACAGACCAGGACGUUCUCGCGGACGACUGGCGGCCAAUGACCCCCAGAGAUACCCGAUUGUCAACACCAGACCUCCCUCCUCUGUCUACAGACUUUGAGUUUUGCCCAUGCCAUCACUCGGAUGAGACUGAGCAGGAAAGGAUCAACGAAGACUUUUACUUCGUUUCAAGAUCAAAAAUGGACAUGCAGACGAUAAACGCACUGGCGCACAUUGCCCAGACCCGAUCAACGUCUCGUUAG